CACUUACAAGAAGUGAAUAAGACAUGGAGCUUUCGGUCGCUCCCAGUGAGUUCCGAUUAAUAUAAGGUAAUCUUGAUGUACACUACGGGCCGCCCCAUGCCGAGCUCCACUAUAUCUUAGCUUCACCAAGAUGAGUCGGGAACCUCCCGACUUCCCUGCAGUGCGAUCGAACGACAACACUGAAGUUGGUGGCCUACUACCUCAGGUCACAUUCACAAGAAACCAAUUCCGAGUUAGCGUCACAAGGCUCUUUGAAGGCAAAAACGAGCAUGGUCACUCGGCCUAUAUCCUGUUCCGCCGGCGCCGCGGCAACCCGGCGAAUGCUCCUGCGCCAUUCCCGGCCAAUAAACCUCCCUAAGAGGGCGACAGCAAGCUCCCCGAUGUACAGCCCCUCGACCGGCACAGUUCGGACCAUAACCUCUUCUACCUCCCAAUCCAACAAUUGUGUCACCACUCAACGACUCCGCCUCCCAAUCCAGCCUUCUCCCAUCGCCCGAUCGGCCCGAACAUACCACUCCUACGACCACCCGCCCCCACCAGGGCCCUUCACCCCAGCCGAAGCCUCCCUCCUCUCUACUGCCUACGCACACGUCCCCUCGCACGGUUUUACGCCCGAGGCCCUAGCCCUUGGGGCGCGCGACGCGGGCCUGCUCUACAUCAGCCCGUCGAUCCUGCCCGACGGUAGCUUCAGCCUAAUCCGAUGGCACCUGCAUGUGCAGCGGACGUUGCUCAAGGGGAAGCUGGUUGAAAUUCUCGGGAGUGGUGGAGGUGAAAGGAUGAGAGUGGAGGACAAAGUCGAAGCGCUUGCGUGGGCGCGGUUGCUGGGAAACGAGACGGCGGGUGUGGUUAGGCGGUGGCAGGAGGCGCUCGCAAUCAUGGCACAGCCUAGCUACAUCCCCGCUUCACUGGCCGAACUGGCCUCGCUAGCCGACGAGAUCCUCUACCUGGCCGGUGACGUGUCGGUCGACCCCUCGUGGUACACGAAGCGAGCGUCGCUGUCGGCCAUCUACGCCGCAGCCGAGCUGUUCCAGACCACCGAUCAGUCCCCCGGUUUCCGCGAGACGCGCGCUUUCCUGCGGCGGCGACUGGACGAGGCGGCUCAAGCGGGUGGCGCGGUGCGUUCGGUUGGGGAGUGGAUUGGGUUCAACGCCGGGGCGGCGGUGAAUGUGUUGCGGAGUAAGGGGUUAAGAAUAUAGGGUCCGGUAGGGACACGCAAACGGCGGACAAGCAGUCGCGAUGUUGGGAUAUAUUGGGCAAUAUCUGUCCAUCAUACUGUAGCUAUGCCGUGUAGGAUUUGGAUAGAGAAAGAAUCUCUGUACAAUUAGCACUAUAAUCAUGCUGUCCAAGGCGGACAGGUUUCGCUAGAUAUAUG
Messenger RNA from Parathielavia appendiculata, 1372 nucleotides. Its product is annotated as ubiquinone biosynthesis protein COQ9. Bases 270 to 1196 code for a protein of 308 amino acids. NCBI's taxonomy places the organism in Eukaryota, Fungi, Ascomycota, Sordariomycetes, Sordariales, Chaetomiaceae. Gene Ontology annotation, molecular function: lipid binding. The record is from RefSeq and is a predicted model, not a curated record. Gene Ontology annotation, cellular component: mitochondrial inner membrane. The transcript has 2 exons. Gene Ontology annotation, biological process: ubiquinone biosynthetic process.